ACCGGAACGUAAAUGCAGCUCUGCUUCCCCUACUACUACUGAAUUGAAGGGGAAGAGAUAUAUUAACUUGUGCGUUUGCCGACAAUUUUAGUUUUUCUUGCAUCAUGGCAGAAAAGGACGUGGAAAGCUUGAGAAGUUUCCUUCAAAGAUUCAGCUUGGGUGAGGGCAGUGAUGCCCAAGAAGAAAAGCCUAAACCAGAACAACUGCUGAAAGAACUCACUCUUCAGGGUGUUGCGGACUUUAUCAAAGAAGGAAAAUGUAAAAAGGUGAUUGUCAUGAGUGGAGCUGGAAUAUCCACAUCUGCUGGAAUUCCAGAUUUCAGAAGUCCAGGUACUGGUUUGUAUGACAACCUGCAGAAAUACAACUUACCAAAUCCACAAGCCAUCUUUGAAAUUGGUUUCUUCAGGGAGAAUCCAGAACCUUUCUUUACCCUGAGUAAAGAGUUGUUUCCAGGAGCAUUCUUCCCAACCCCAAGCCACUUCUUCAUCCGUUUGCUUCAUGAAAAGGGAAUCUUGCUAAGACACUACACUCAGAACAUUGAUACCCUAGACCGAAUAGCAGGUGUACCAGAUGAAAAGAUCAUGGAGGCCCAUGGAUCCUAUCACACCGGUCACUGCUUGAACUGUAAUGAGGAGUACACAGAAGAGUUAAUGAGAGAAAAAAUCAUGGCUGAUUUAAUUCCAAAAUGUGCAAAAUGUGAUGAAGGAGGAGUCAUCAAACCAGAUGUGGUAUUCUUUGGUGAAUCACUUCCUCAUCUUUUCCCUCGUUUGGUGUCUGAGGACUUUCCACAAUGUGAUCUCCUUAUCGUGAUGGGUACUUCACUUGUCGUCCAGCCUUUUGCAUCCUUGGUUGAUAAAGUGCCAGAAACCACUCCAAGAUUACUGAUCAACAUGGAGAAAACUGGACAGGUUGAUCCAAUGAUGAUGAUGUUUGGUUUUUCAUCGGGUAUGGACUUUGACUCCGAUGACAAGUAUAGAGAUGUAGCCUACAUCGGCCCAAGCGAUGAAGGAUGUGAGAAACUUGCUGAUCUCGUCGGUUGGAAGAAAGAUUUUGCAGCUCUUGUCAAAGAGGGUGAAGCACAAAAACAGAAAAAACAAGGCAAAUCUGUCAAGAAAAACAAUGACCCUGCAUCGUCUUCAACAGCCAAAACUCCUUCGGCAGCAAAAGAUAAAACCCCUAAAACAUCAUCUCCAUCUAAGAAGUCUUUGGCAUCACCAACAAGUGAACAGAAACCCAAAACAUCAUCUCCAUCUAAGAAGUCUUCGGCAUCACCAACAAAGGACCAGAAACCCAAAACUGCAUCUCCCUCAAAGAAGUCUCCUGCAUCACCAACAAGUGACCAGAAACCCAAAACUGCAUCUCCAAACAAAAAAUCUUCUGCUUCUCCAACCAAGGAUAACAAAUCAAAAGCAUCUCCUACAAAGAAAAGUCCUGUAUCUCCUUCAAAGGACACAAAACCCAGCUCCAAGAAGGAUUGAUGAUCAAGAGACAUCAUAAAAACAACUGAAGAAAUGGCAGCUUUUGAAGUUCCAUUUUUUUUUAAGAUAUAGAUGUCUGAAUUAUUGAGGAAAGUGGAAUUUUGAGGAUUUUUUUUAUACCAAUCAAGUUGUUGCUAGAAGAAAUUUGUCACUUAUUUGAUAUUCUCAUAUUAAGUUAAAGGAAUAUUCAACAUUUGUCAUGAUUUGGGUAAAAGGAGAAAGAUGAGAAAAAAAAGAGAAUGGUGAAAGUUUGAAAAAGGAUAGGAAAAAUAGGAUUACUAAGACUGUGUAACUCUUAAAUUGGCAAUAUGGUGAAGAAAUUAAUCGAAGUGGUGGCGAAACUACUCUUCAUGUAUUUUUUAUUCUUCUUUGGCGAUAAAGUAUACUUGGAUAGGAUAUUCUUCUAUGUUCUCAUGAAAUAAGAAUAUUCAGAGAUUUUUUUUAAAAAGAUGAUGUUUUAGUCAUUUUGUGUAUUGGAGCAAAGGCAGGAGUUGUCCUUGCUGUAGAUCAUAAUGACCUGUGCAGCUAAUUUGAAGCCACAUACUUCAGGUAUAGAGAUCAGGACUCUUUGAAACCUUUUAAAAUUUCAAUCUCUCUUUGAUUUGUUUCAACAUUUAAAUUUUUUCAAUUUUUUUUCAAUUU
Molecule: messenger RNA, 2120 nt
Organism: Lytechinus variegatus (green sea urchin)
Lineage: Eukaryota; Metazoa; Echinodermata; Echinoidea; Temnopleuroida; Toxopneustidae
Product: NAD-dependent protein deacetylase sirtuin-2-like
Exons: 13
Coding region: 105-1478 (457 amino acids)
Molecular function (GO): NAD+ binding
Source: RefSeq, a predicted model, not a curated record